Miscanthus lutarioriparius is the source of this 261-nucleotide messenger RNA. NCBI's taxonomy places the organism in Eukaryota, Viridiplantae, Streptophyta, Magnoliopsida, Poales, Poaceae. The record is from the annotation of a GenBank genome assembly.
AUGUAUGCUGACGGUCCUGGUAUCCUUUUCGAACUGGUGAAAAAUGCUGAAGAUGCAUCCGCAUCCGAAGUUGUGUUUUUACUGGACAAAACCAAGUAUGGCACCUCGUCUAUACUUUCACCAGAAAUGGCUGAAUGGCAGGGUCCUGCUCUCUACUGCUUCAACGACUCAAUUUUAAGCCCCAGGAUCUCUAUGCCAUCUCACGCAUUGGCCAGGACAGUAAGCUUUAUAAACCCUAUUCCAUUGGACGGUUUGGCCUAG